Molecule: messenger RNA, 764 nt
Organism: Amaranthus tricolor (Joseph's coat)
Lineage: Eukaryota; Viridiplantae; Streptophyta; Magnoliopsida; Caryophyllales; Amaranthaceae
Product: protein RADIALIS-like 5
Exons: 2
Coding region: 177-416 (79 amino acids)
Molecular function (GO): DNA-binding transcription factor activity
Source: RefSeq, a predicted model, not a curated record
CCAACUUGUUAUUCUAAGGAGUCUUCCCUGACUUAAACAACCAGUCCUUUUCUCUGGUCACACAUCUUUUUCAGUUUUUCACUUCGCCUUUUCUAUAGCGGAAAAAAAAUACCUGGCUCCCUUGACCCCUUUCAUCCUACAAGCUUCGGAACCAACUACUUGACCCCUAAAGAUAAAUGGCAUCUUCUUCGUACAGUUCUAACUCCUCAUGGACAUCCAAGCAAAACAAACAGUUUGAAAAGGCCUUAGCUUUGUAUGAUAAGGACACCGAAGACCGUUGGCAAAAGGUUGCGGAGAAAGUUGGGAAAUCUCCGGAAGAAGUAAAGAGGCACUAUGACAUCCUUGUUGCAGAUGUUAAAAGGAUUGAGGAUGGGAAAGUACCAUUCCCUUACCGGUCAUCUGGACGCAAUGGCUAAACGUCCAAAGCAAGAAAUGAAGGCUAAAUACCCAAUGGCCAUAAAACAUAGAUGAAUCUGUAAUAUCAUAUUAUGUUAUCCCUGAAAGAAGAUGAAGGCUAAAAUACACCCAUCUUAUGUACUCCAAAGAAGUUUUGCGGGCAUUUUAUCAGUCAAUUUAAGUGCAUUUUUAGGGCAAAUAGCCUUCAAGUCUGUAAUCUUCAUCAAAUGAGUUAUGUAAUUGUGUUAUUUUGUUUAUUUUUUCUGUUGAGAAGGUAAGAAUCUAUGUAAUGAUUUCAUUAAGCAUUAAUGAACAGUAUGAUUAAGUUUGCGUUUUACCAACAUUUUCACAUGAAUGAAUAUAGGAGU